Molecule: messenger RNA, 4276 nt
Organism: Corvus hawaiiensis (hawaiian crow)
Lineage: Eukaryota; Metazoa; Chordata; Aves; Passeriformes; Corvidae
Product: KIAA1958 ortholog
Source: RefSeq, a predicted model, not a curated record
CCGCUGCCUCCUCCGGCGCGGAGUACCACACACCCCCGCACACACCGCGGGGAGGAGGAGGAGGAGGAGGAGGAGGAGGAGGAGGAGGAAGAGGGCGGAGGGAGCGGAGCAGCCCCCCCGCCCCAGCCCCGAGCAAUAUCGCCCUCAUCCCCCCAUGCAAUACGGGCGAUAUAGCACAGCUCCCCGCCCCGCGCUCCCACGGACAGGCACCUGCAGGUGAGCAGUAAAUAUGAGCUUGGCAACACACGACCACGAGUGCCAGGACCCUGUGAUCUGAACCGUGUCUUCAGCUGACUUCCCAGUGGCAAGGCACUGUUGAUCCUGUACCAUGGAGGACUGCCUUCACACCUCCUCCGAAAAUCUCUCCAAGCUGGUGAGCUGGGCCCACAGCCAUGGGACCAUCUGCAGCCUCAUCCCCAACCUCAAGCACCUGCUUUCAGAGGGGGCCCACGGCAACCUGACAGCCAUGUGGGGCUGUAGUGCUGGCCAUGCCUACCACUGGCCCCUGGCCGCCACUUGCCGGGCUGGCUCCCAGGAGCGCGUCUGCUUCCAGGACAGCCGCAGCUUCAACUCGGACAGCCCCAGCAUGUUGGGGGUGCCGUCAGAGGCACAGGCCAGCCCCCUGGAGCGCUACCCAGGCCGGACGGGGAAGGCCAAGCUGGAUUGCACCCGUACUCGUGACUCCUGCGACUUCUCCUACUGCAGCGAACCGUCAGAGCUGGGCGAGCCUGUGGAGGAGUACGAGGAUGAGGCCACCCUCUUCGACAUGGUCUGUGAGUCCUCUGUCACCGACGAGGACAGUGACUUCGAGCCACACCCGCACCGUGCCCCGGCGGGCCCCCGCAAGCGGCCGGCAGCCGCUGCCCAGGCCCAGGCGCAGGCUGCCGACGAGGGCGGCGGCGACGUGCUCCUCAAGAAGAUCAAGCAGGAGCUCCCCGAGGACUACUAUAUAGUGGCCAACGCCGAGCUGACGGCCGGCGCCGAUGGGCCGGCCCUGGCCUUGACGCAGAUGUCCAAGCCCAAGCCGCAGCCCCCGGCUGGGCCCUCCUGCCUGGGGCCCACCAGGACCGUGCCCCAGCCGGCCGCGGGCCCCGACCCCGACCCGCAGCGCCUCUGCGCCUCCCCGCCCGGCCCGCCCCGCAUGGCCACGCAGCGGCCGCCCCGGGGACCCCUGGCCUCCCCGGCCGGGGGGGCAGGCGGUGGCCCCGUGGCCGCCCUGCAGGUGCCAGCCACCAGCUCCAAUGCCAUCACCACCGCUGGGAAACCCAUCAGCAUCCCCCUCUCAGCCCUGCAGCUGCCAGGUCAGGAGGAGCCACCGGCCGCUGAGGAGACCCUCCCGUCCGUCCCACAGCUGGCCCCGGGUGGCGAGGUGGCCGGCUCGCCCUCGGUGAGCGCUGACCCUGAGGUCAGCUCCAGCCAGCAGCAGCCCCACGCCGCGCCUACCACCACCCCCGAGGCAGCGGCGCAGCUGAUGCCAGACCAGGAUGAGAGAGCAGCAGAGCUCAGCAGGGAGCAGAAUGAGAAGACCAUUCGGAGCACGCAGACAGCUCUCCGCAAUUUCCGAGAAUUCCUCAUUUCCAAGUACCCCUCUGAGACCCGUGAGAUCUAUGUCAUCCCCUGCAAAGAGCUUGAUGCCUAUCUUGCGUCCUUCUUUGUGGAUGCCAGACAAAAAGAUGGGUCUGAAUAUGAGCCAAACAGUCUGGCCAACUAUCAGUGUGGACUGGAGAGGUAUCUCAAAGAGCACAGGUAUGGAUACAGUAUUACGAGGGAUAAGGAGUUCAAGAGGUCCCAGGAAGCUCUAAAGCAAAAGCAGAUAGAGCUGAGAUGUAAAGGGAAAGGAAACAAGCCACACAAAUCCAUGAAGCUCACCUUUGCUGAUGAGCUUAUCCUGCGCAAAAGAGGCUUACUGAGCCGGUACAAUCCUGAAGGGCUGCUGAACCUUGUGUGGCUGAACAACACUAAGGCGUUUGGACACUGCACAGGUUUCCAUGGGUCCACCCUCAAGUGGGGCGAUAUCCGGCUGCGGGUGACAGAGACUGGGUUGGAGUACCUGGAGUGGAUGGGGCCAGACAAUGGGGACGUGAGUACCAAGAGCAAGAGAGGCGGGACGGACUCGCGGGUGUAUGCCACCCAGCACUCCCCACAGACCUGCCCUGUGCAGGACUACAAGGAGUACGCCCAGCGGCGCCCUCCGGCCAUGCGCUACGAGGAUGCGCCUUUCUACCUGUCCAUCAAACCUGUUGUCAACUUGGCUGCACUUCACUGGUACAAUUGCCAAGCCCUGGGGAAAAACAAGCUUGCCAAGAUGGUAAAGACGAUGUGUGAGAAAGGCAACAUCCCUGGCCGCAAGACCAACUUCAGUGUCUACCAGAGCUGCAGCACCCUCUCAGAAGCGCAGAGCAACCAGCUGGUGCUGAUCUGCAAUAACUUGAGCCAGCAGGCUGCCCAGUCCAUGGCAAGCCACUCCAAUACCGGCAACUUCAUAGUGUCAGCAUCCUAUGACUCUUCGUCUGACACGGCUUGAGAGAACACCAAACACUUUUUUCUUUUCCUUUUUGUUUCAGGCAUUGAAUUUGUGCUCAAUAAUACACAUCAACUGUGAUUGUACACUAUUCCCCCUCAUAGCCCUCUCUCCAGUGUUAAUUCACUUUAUAAGAAUAUAUAAACAUAUAAUAUAUUUUUCUUUUUACAAAUAAGUCAACAGAAAUAGUUUAGUAUUACUAACAGUAUUUAUAGUGUUAAUGCAAAAAUGAAAGGUACUUAUGGAUUAUAAUAUGAAUGCAGAUUUUAAAAGGAUAAAAAUGGUUCUCAGGCAACACAGGAUAGAGUGAAAAUACCAUUUUAAACAUGCACACAUUAAUGAGUGUAAAUCCCCAGGGAGGUUUACAUAGGAAUUCUGUUCUAAAGCAUUUUUUCAACUUAGUGUUUUAACAUGACCUCCCACAGUGGAGGAGACAAACUUAACAUUGGCUGCUGCUUCUUACCUGCUAGCUUAUUCUUGAUCAGCAAGACCAAGAAAUAAGAAAUACAUCAAUGUAAGUUCACAAAACUGUUUACAGCAUUUUUGAUCUGUUUUUAUUAUGUUUCCUGAGGCUCAUUUAUGCUACAAAAAUGCGGAGGUCAGCAAAACAUUAUUUUUAAAUUUUGGGUUUGUUGAUUUUCUGGGAUCAAAAUGUUGCUGGUGUUUAGGCUAAAAAGUAUUGUUCUCAACAAUAUGCAAAAGUAUAAUGGCAAAACCAUUGUCACACACAUAAUUUUACCUCUUUAAGCAUAGGUUGUUAGUAUUUUGUCACUCUGUGUAUGUAGUGUAAAAUCUACUGACAUAGAGCACUCUUUCAGUAUUCUGGGAAAACCAAGAGGGCAGAAAAAUCUGCAGUCUUAUCCCAAGCUGUACAGAAAAAUUGCAUCAGCUAUGUCUUAAGCCAUCAUUUGAAAUCCACAAAACAAUAGAGAGUGUAACAAUAUUUCUACAGAAAUUUUAGAAGAAUUUCUACAGAAAGUUAAAAAACUGGAUAGUUUGAAGUGCUGGAAUACAAAUUUAACUUAGCUACACAUCAUCUGUUUCCAUUGCAGACAAUGGAAAAUGUGAAUGUGAAUCUGAAGGCAGAAUUUUGACCUUAAAGCCUUGAAAUAACGAGUUCUGCUGUUCUACUUUGCCAUGUAAUUGUUCUACUACAGGUGUGGGAAAACCACUAACAAAUUCACUAUUUCAGUAAUCAAUUACAAUUCUUGACCCUUAAAAUUAGGAACAGUACUUUUCAAGUUAAGUUCCACAAGGAUGUGCUAGGGCUGUGGUGAGGCUUUAGACAAGUCUGCUGGGGUAAUUGAGUGCCUGAUGAAGUCAAUGAAAGAGACAACCUUGGCUGACUUCCCCUGGGUAUUGGACCAAACUGUUACUGAGAGGCUUUCUUAUUUUGCAGUUUUUAAUUGUUGUGUUUCCUUAUGCUUGUUUGUCUGUAUUUCUUCACAUUCCUGCAUAUCCUUCAUAUUCUUUAGAUCUGCAACUGUGCAAUGACUUUAAUCAUCACUUAUUCCAAAGAAGUAAUGAAAGAAAAGUAGCAAAUAGAAGUAAGCCACCUGGCACCUAUAACCUUUUUUUCUGUGUUUCUAGGAUGAAAUGUUUCUGUGUGUGAGGGAGCUGGCAGAGUGUCUGCGCCUCACUUAAGCCUUACCGAAGGUCUGUUUUGGGGAUGAAAUAGGUAGCAGAUGUGCCACUGAAAAGUCUAAGGGCAGAGAUUUCCCCUAUAAUAAAUAUCUGUCCUCCCAGGAAGCUUCA